Messenger RNA from Letharia lupina, 705 nucleotides. RefSeq lists its product as uncharacterized. The transcript has 2 exons. Lineage: Eukaryota; Fungi; Ascomycota; Lecanoromycetes; Lecanorales; Parmeliaceae. The record is from RefSeq and is a predicted model, not a curated record. Bases 1 to 705 code for a protein of 234 amino acids.
AUGACGGACGCUAACCCCAUAUAUGUCAAUGCUUUCCUACCUGGACGGACCCCAGUCGCCAAGCACGUGCUGAGCGAUCUGCUGCGUCAACAUGAUACCCCAACCCAGCGGUUCAUGAUUCCUGCCCUGAUGAAUUUGUAUUUGGAGCAAAGAAAAGAGAAAAUGAUAGAGCCUUCGGACAGAAGAAGGGCUGACGAGGUGGUCAUCUACCAACAAAUGAUGAUAUGGCAAUCAGAUCCUCCUACAAAUCGUCUUGAUGCUCUUCACUUCACGAUCCUUGCAAAUCAGUACAUCAAGAGUCUGCAGCAGCAUGGGAACCUUGGCCUCCGCCUCAAAGCCAACUCACAUUGGAUUUUCUCCAACAUUGCCUAUCGACUCAGACCCGGCCAACCAAACAGGUUUCUGUGGGGAGAUGAACAAACCAGCGAUGAAAUCGACCCUCUUGUAGGCCUUUCUCCAAAGCUUCUGGACAUCUACGCUGCGGUUACCUGGGAGUUGCAAGUGAUACAGCCGGUAUCGAUUCAGAGGAAAGGCUUGCUUGAAAGACUUACUGGAAUGAGACAGCACAUGUCGCACCUCAUGCCCUUGUCCGGCCGGAAGAUUCAGAUUCUUGCAGAUGGAGCAAGCGCCUACUUGCAUGCAGCUUAUGUAUACGUCCUAUGCCGCUACCAUAGGAAAGUCCUCCCAACUAUCCUGGACAGAUAG